Neltuma alba is the source of this 1173-nucleotide messenger RNA. RefSeq lists its product as uncharacterized. Lineage: Eukaryota; Viridiplantae; Streptophyta; Magnoliopsida; Fabales; Fabaceae. The transcript has 2 exons. The coding region runs from base 36 to 614 and encodes 192 amino acids. The record is from RefSeq and is a predicted model, not a curated record.
AAGGUGGAAACCAGCGGCACAGUCAACUAUGUCACAUGCUCCCUCAUGUCAUGCUUAAUAAAACUACCCACCCAUGCGGGGGCAACGCCAGACCCAAAAACGACGUCGUCCCCACCGCCCCUUUCCCCUCCCUACCGCCGUACAAUCAUGACGCCCACCGCCUCUCCCCCGCCUCGAUCGUCCCACCCUUCCUCGUGAGUGCUGUCGGCGCCACCUCGUCCUGGCUUCGUAAUCGUCGGAUUCGUUACCUCUUGAUCCUGCUUUGCUCCCCUCUCCUCCUUUGCCUCCUCUUCUUCGCCUUCCCUUUCCUAUGCGCCGUAGAUCUCUGCCUCCGCCGCUGUCUCUGGCGGAAAUUCUUCCGCGAUUCCCGCGACGAUGAUCGGCUGAGACGAUGCGAGGAAGGUUGCAGUGGAUGCGGUGGCGAUGAGGAGAAGGGCCUCUUGCAUAGGUACUUGGAGGAUCAGCUUCGUCUGGUCGGAUCUAUGUAUGAGUGUGGGGAUGAUGAAGAUGAAGAAGCACAAGAAGAAUUUCGAAGGGCCCUAGACGUUGAGAAUCUGCACAGCACUGUGGGAAAAUACCAUUUCCCUCACAAUAGUUGGAGUGAAGCUUCAUGAAGCAGCCAUAUGAUUGAUCAUUUUCUUUUGGAGUAUCAGCUAUUAAACUUAAAAUGUUUGAUGAGGUAGUUUUAUUCCAAUUGUUCUUAGACAUUCAUCCUUGUUAAAUCUGUAAGAAUUUUAAGUAAAUAUUCGGUUGUAAUUUAUAACCAAGGCAGCCCAGAUGCAUCUGCUGAUAUAUUCUUCAUGUUUUGUAUUGGCCAAAGAGAUUUACGGUUAUCUUGGAGGGUGCAUGGAAUGAAGACGGUGAAGUAUGGCUUAAAUUAAAGAACAUGUUGUUGGGUCGGGGACGAGGAAGCAUCCUCUGUUGAUCACUGUAACUACUCGCAGGGAGAAAGUAGGAAGGAUUAUAUAUGGACAUCCACUUGAUCCAUUAAGAUGCAUGACAUUUUUUAGUGAUCCUCGGCUUCAGCACUUUUUGUUGCUCUAGAGGAAUAGAUCUCUAACACGAUUUCCUACUUAUAAAAAGUUUCAAUGCCACUAUACCUCAAGACUAUUGGCAGCUUCUGUAGGUUUUGGGGCCAAUUUGAAAGUUCUCUUUGAGAGUAUAAAAGUCUAU